AUGGCCGAUGACGAGAUUCAGAGCUUGCGCCAGCUUUUGGAGGACGAGAAACGACGUCGGCAGGAAGCGGAGCAGGCUCAACGGGCCUCAGAACAAGCUCGACGGGAAUUAGAAGAACAGAUACGGCCCUUAACACUUUAUGAAUAUCUUGAUGCCUGCCACACUUAUCUCUUUGGGGGUCUUCUCCCUGGCAAACCCGACCAUUCAACCAAAGGGAAUGCCGACAAUGCUGAUGGCAAACUUCGUCCUCAUCGCAUCCGAGAAUGGCUUCCGUUUGCCGAUGCACAGACAAAAAUAUGGGCCCGGUUGCUGAAUGAUGAGAAUGAAAAAAUCGACCUUCGCUAUUUUCAACGGGAUGCCAUCACAGCGCCCGUAGGCUCGGUAAUAGAGGUCUUCUUUGAGAAUGAGCAACUCCGACAGUUAUUUGGGCUUCAGGGACAGAUUUCCUUUGAAAACCACGCAAAUACACUUACCAUCAGCGAGGAGGAUGAGGGAGUUGUGGCGCGUCCAUCAAAGCUCCGGAAAGGAACUGGAGGGGCUGCAACACCGACCAACCCUCCAUCUUCCGCCCGACCUCUGGCAGAUGAGUUUUGCAUUUACAAUAAAGGUGAGAAUGUCAAAAUUCCUGCCUUGAUUGGUGAACUCAAGCCACCACACAAACUCCCACUGGCAAUUAUUCAAAAUGGACUUCAAGAUAUGGAGCUUGCUGGGAUAGUUGAGCGUCAUCAUGAUGAGACAGAGGAAAUUCGGCAUCGUCGUUUAGUCGCUGCAGUCAUCACCCAGGCGUUCUCUUACAUGAUCAAAGCCGGUGUUGAAUACGGGUAUGUGAGCACUGGCGAAACUUUUAUUUUCCUUCACUUCAAAGCUGAUGAACCAGGGACGGUUUAUUAUUAUCUUUCAGUCCCCGAGCAAGAUGUGGGCAAGAAAACUGGAUUUACAGGGGAGGCCGAUGAUGAUGACAACAGGUUACACAUGACAGCAGUUGGGCAGGUUCUUGCAUUUGCACUUCGAGCAAUAAAGACUACCCCCCAUGAUCAAAAAUGGAAAGACUGGGCCGCGACUCAGUUGAAUAUGUGGGUGGUUACAGAAGAAGAUUUAUAUUUGCCAACGCCGGAAAAGGAUGAGAAGCCUCCAACACCUUACAGGCCACUGAAAAGUGCUCAGAUCUUUGUCAGGAAUAGCCCUGUCCGCACCCGAUCGAAGGCCGCCUGGUCGACCUGCAAACCAACAUCUUUAUCGCAGAAGAGCAGUGGGGAAGGUGACAACGAUAGCGAGUCUGACCCUGAUUCUCCUAGCCAAAGACCUCGCCGUCCUGCGGAUGUCAUGGUUGUGUUACCUCCGCCACCUAACCGAGUAUCAUCCUACAAGUGGCCCGUUUGUAAGGAUGGAACUCGGCGAUAUUGCACGCAAAAGUGCUUGCUUGGUCUUUUGAAUGGUGGGCCGCUGGAUAGAGCCUGUCCAAAUGCCAAAGAACAUGGGACAGAAGUCCAUAAGAUCGACCAUACCACUUUCCUCUCCCUCCUCAUGGCACAGAUACUACAAGAAAUAGGAGAUCCAUGGACCCAGCCUCUGGGUUGCGAAUCGUUGCAUAGACACGGUGCUCGUGGUGCACUGUUUGAAGUUAUUCUUUUUCAAUAUGGGUACACUCUUGUAGGAAAAGGCUUUCCUCCGGAGUUUGGUCACUACCUCAGGCAUGAAAAGGCACUCUACAACCAGUUGCAGCCGAUCCAAGGUGUGCAUAUUCCUGUAUGUCUUGGCACAAUCGAUGUCUCUAAGCGGCCCAUGUUCUACGAUGGAAUCGCAGACAUUCCCCACUUUUUACUUCUCGCCCACGCAGGCAUUGAAGUCUCAAAAUGUGAUGUUGCAGAGGCUCAAAUUGUGUCUGCAGCAUCGGAGGCAUUGCAGGCCAUUCAUGCGCUGGGUGUACUCCACCAUGAUGCGGAAACAAGAAAUAUGUUUUGGAGUGUGGAAGGUGAGAAUGUGCUGGUAAUUGAUUUUGAAAGAGCAGAUAUUCUUCGCCCUGAACGAGCGCCUUUAGGAAACACAUCACCGAACCAGAAAAGAAAGAGGGGGUCCGAAAGUAUGGGUGGAGAAACAAAGCUGGAUGUGAGACAGAAGCAGAUUGACGCUAAAUUUGGGAGAGAGCUGAAGGCGAUGGUGCAAUCCUUGAAUACCUACCUCAAGUCUUGA
Molecule: messenger RNA, 2190 nt
Organism: Paracoccidioides lutzii Pb01
Exons: 2
Coding region: 1-2190 (729 amino acids)
Source: RefSeq, a predicted model, not a curated record